Molecule: messenger RNA, 4301 nt
Organism: Brassicogethes aeneus
Lineage: Eukaryota; Metazoa; Arthropoda; Insecta; Coleoptera; Nitidulidae
Source: the annotation of a GenBank genome assembly
AUGUCAACGUCCGAAACUCAGACUACCAGUACGUCGUUGGCGGAGAAACCGGAUAAAUCGGUUGUACCGGUUAAAAAAGUUGAAGACAAGGCCUCCAAAAGUCCAAAGAGUCCGAAAGCUGCGACUGGCAAUCGAGUUAAAAUUAACGCUCCUUAUGCCUAUGUAGAGGAAUUGGUUGUCAGUUCGCCAAAUGAACGAAACUGGAGAGGGAUCUUCAUAGCUUUAUUGGUUAUAGUAGCCGUUCUAGGGCUAAUUGUCUUCAGUAUAGUGCUAGUAUCGCCUCCGGAGGAAGGUCCUAGAACUAAAGGGAUCAAACCUACUCUAGAAGAUAUAUUUGUUAAGCUACCACCACCAGCCAGGUUUAAUGGAACUUGGAUAUCAGAUUAUGAAUUUAUAUACAAAGACGCACAAGGAGGAAUUACCUUAUACAAUGCGGAUAAUUUAACAACCAGCAUUAUUAUGACGAAUUCAACUUUUAGACAAUACGAAGUCAAAGAUUUUAAAAUUUCCAAUGACCUACGAUACGUUCUUCUAAUUAGUGAUAUUCAGAAAGUUUAUGCCUACACUGCGAUAGCAAAGUAUUACAUCUAUGAAAUUGCCACAAGAAUAAGAAAGCCGUUGUCUCCCAAGGAACUGGACGAGAAGGCUCCUUACUUGCAGUACGCCACGUGGUCGCCAGAUGGCACCGGAAUCGCCUUCGUCCACGACAACGACAUCUACUACAAACCCAAAGUGGAGAAGGACCUGGUGUGCAGGAUCACCAACACCGGAAUACAGGGGCUCAUCUACAACGGCAUUCCGGAUUGGCUCUAUGAGAACGAGAUCCUGCACGUGUCCAGCACCGUUUGGUUUAGUCCCGAUGGUCUUUAUUUGCUUUACAUGACCUUCAACGAUACUAACGUUGGAGAGUACAGGUAUCCCUGGUUCGAGAGUGACAACGUCAAGGCAGCCUAUCCGAGCAUCAAGUCCUUUAGAUUUCCUAAGGUGGAAUCUCCGAAUCCAGAAGUGUCGGUUUGGAUAGUAAAUUUGACGAUGCCAAAGUAUCUUUUCCCGUUUGAGCUAAAGCCCACUAACAGCGUGGAGGCUGGCAGCUAUGUGACCAGCGCCAGCUUUAACGGCGAUAAUAACGUUGCGGUGAUAUGGCUGAACCGACAUCAGAAUAUGUACGUGAUCGUGACGUGUCGAUCUCAAAACGCGUACAACUGCACAGAUUUUCACAUUGAGGCAGAGCACAUCGGCUGGACAGAGCCGAUCUUUCAUCCGGUUUUCAAUGAAAACGGCACCAAGGCAAUCGUGCGGUUGCCGGUCAAAGACGGCGAUAAUGGGCAUUUCAUGCACGCUUGCGAGCUUUACAACAACAAAGUCCGCCCUCUGACCCACGGCGCCUUCGAACUGACCAGAAUAUUGGCAUGGGACGAGGAAAGUCAAGAAAUUUAUGCCAUCGCUACCACGGAAAACACCCCAGGAGUCCGCCACCUGAUCAAAAUCACCGACGGCAUCGUUCCCGAGUGGUUCUGCCUCACAUGCAAACUGGAACUGGACCCGAACAGCACCCUAGCAGACGCAAUGAACGACACGCAGACUUCGAAAGCUCUUCUCCUGGACUACGACUGCGAAUACAACAACGUGAUAUUCAGUAAAAACUUCAAGUAUUACAUCCAAGAAUGCCUGGGGCCGGACAUACCGAUUGUCGCGCUGGCCAGGACUUUGACCAACCAAAGGUUGGCAGUACUGGACAGCAGCGUGAAGUUGAGGAGGAAGGUGAAGAAAUUCUCGCCGCCUCAGAUAAAAACGAUUUCCGUGGAGAUCGAGUUCGGAUAUAAAGCGCAAGUGAGGUUGUAUAUGCCGCAGGUGUUAAGGGAAUAUGAGGAUGUCACUUUUCCAUUGAUUUUGAUAGUUGAUGCAGCCCCGUCUUCGCAAUCGGUGUCGUCCAAGUGGGAGCUCUCCUGGCCCUGGUACCUGGCCAGCUCGAGGAACUACGUGGUCGCGAAAAUUGACGCGCGCGGUUCCGGUUUCCAGGGCGUGAAGAUGAGGCGCGAGGUGCAGCGCCGCAUCGGCCUCAUCGAGGUGCAGGAUCAGCUGGCCGUGCUCACGUAUCUGAGGGACACGUUUAAAUACAUCGACAGGGCCAAGAUUUGCACCACGGGCAGAGGGUACGGGGGUUACGUGUCCGCCAUGAUGCUUUUGCAGGACUUCCAUCAAGUUAUCAACUGUUCUGUCAGCAUUUCACCGAUUACCAAUUGGAAAUAUUACAACUCGUAUUUCUCAGAAAAAUAUCUCGGCUUCCCCUCGAAACAUAUGCAAGAAUACGACAACGCCGACCUGACUAUGAAAGCAACCAACUUAAACGACAGGCAUUUUCUGUUGGUGCACGGCACGGCUGACACAAAAGUUACCCCGGAACAUUCUUUCAUGCUUGCCAAAGCUUUGAUAGACCAGGAAAUUCUGUUUCAGCAGUUGGCCUAUCCGGACGAGGGACACAAUUUCAGGACAAAGGCUCUAUUACACAUGUAUAAAGAAAUUGACCAGUUUUUCAACGAUUCAUUUGGUCCAGUGAUCGAGGAAUGGACGGUAGACGAUUCCAAUGAUGUUGUCCAUAUUGGUAUCGCCAUGGGAACACCAGGCGAUAAAGCAGCGAAAAUCGGCGAGGUAGUCAAGCAGGAGCCAGUGGAGCCGACCGAGCAGCCACAAGCGGCAGAGGCGGACCUUCCGGUAGCCGCCGCCGCAGCGAGCGUCCCGCCAUUUCCGCCCGCCAUGGGAGUGCAGAGCGUGUUGCCGCACUUCGAGACCUUCGGGCCCGGACUGGGCUUGAAGCAGGAUCCGGGGACGGCAUUGGUUGGCAUCGAGCAGGGCCAACUGGAAUUCUAUUUUCCGCACUCGAAGUACUAUCCGAGCGCAUCCGAGACACUAUCCGUCUAUCCGGCUGCUUCGAAACCUGCUCCAACACCACGACAUGUCGCAAUAGUAAAUCCGGAAGAAGCGGGUCCGUCGGGCAUCCAAACGCCCAAAUCGACAUCGAGAUCGACGAGCGCGAGCCCAGGCAAGCUGAAAAAGAACAAGAAACAGCCGGCCGCGUCGCCGUCGACGCCGACGCCGAAAAAAUCGCACGCGUGCGGCGUAUGCCAGAAAAACUACGCUUCGUCGGCCAAACUGGCCAAGCACCAGCAAACGCACGCGUGCUCCUCGCCCUUCAAGUGCGACACGUGCAAGAAAGUGUUCGUGCACAGCCCGAGCAAGGAGAUCUACGCGUGCGAGAAGCCCGACUGCAAGAAGGAGUACACCUCGCUGAUGAGCUACCGCAAGCACCUGGCCAUCCACGAGGCCGAGGCGGGCAACCUCACGUGCGCCAUCUGCUCGAAGACGUUCGAGACGAAGGACGAGAUCGUGUACCACCUGAAGAUACACUCGGGCAGCAGGACGGUGAAGAACCCGGACGAGAAGAAGUGCACGUGCGACUACUGCGAUCGCAAGUUUUUCACGAAGAAGGACGUGCGCAGGCACCUGGUGGUGCACACGGGCAUGCGCAACUUCCUGUGCCAGUACUGCCCGCAGCGGUUCGGCAGGAAGGACCACCUGGUCAGGCACAUCAAGAAGUCGCACGCGCGCGACGUCAAGGACGAACAGCAGACGGCCAAGUCGGAAAAAAAAGAGCUACCGGAAACCGUUACCAAGCCCAAGACCGAAGUCAAAAUCGAAAGUUGCAACACCAGCGAGUUUCCGCUCGAGUACAUAGACAUAGACGAGACGCUGUUCAUCGAGCCGUCGACGUCGAACCCCGCCGAGUUGACGGACCUGGGGCCGAUCGUCCUCGAGGACGAGAUCGCGGACGACGACGACGCCGCGCUGGCGGACGUCCCCGUCCCGGUGCCCAACGUCCUCGACGAGAGCGUCGUCGCCAGGCUGCUGGAUUCCGCCGACGACGACAACACGCCGCUGCCCUCUUUCAGCAAGACCUUCCAGCCGCCUCCGACGUAACCUUUCCGCCGCAGGUUCGUUCCGCAUAGUAUUAUGUAUCUCAGUGAUUUCAUUUUUUCAGGAAUAUUGCAUAGGUCAAGUAAUAUGCGUUCCCAGUAAUGGGGUUGUUAACUGUUUUACAAAAAUAUGACUCAGGGUUGAGAACCAAUAGUUUAUUGUUUAUAACAAAACUUAUAGUUAUAUGUUUUAAAAUGUAGCACUGAAAGCAGAGUUAGCAGGUUAAUAAGAAUACAAAAACUUGAAAAACAAAAAUCAAAAAUCCAAUUUUUUAAAUUUGGAACAAGAGACAUAACUUACAGUUGAGUCAAGCCACGUCAAGUGGGACC